Neltuma alba is the source of this 2348-nucleotide messenger RNA. RefSeq names its product probable cyclic nucleotide-gated ion channel 16. The coding region runs from base 1 to 2136 and encodes 711 amino acids. Gene Ontology annotation, molecular function: monoatomic ion channel activity. Gene Ontology annotation, biological process: monoatomic ion transport; transmembrane transport. Gene Ontology annotation, cellular component: membrane. NCBI's taxonomy places the organism in Eukaryota, Viridiplantae, Streptophyta, Magnoliopsida, Fabales, Fabaceae. The record is from RefSeq and is a predicted model, not a curated record. The transcript is spliced from 7 exons.
AUGGAUAUAGUCAUCAAGGAAAAACCAACAAAGACAGCUCACUGGCCGUCACCGCGCAACAAGAAGAAGAAGGUGAAGAUGAACAGAUACGCAGCUUCUUCUUCGUCUCGAUUAUUACGAAGCCAUUUCUCCAAGUCUUUCUCCCUCAGAAAGAAGGUUCCCUGGUGGUACCAAAUCCUCGAUCCCAAAUCCGAAUUCGUCGACCGAUGGAAUCGCACCUUCCUCUACGCCAGCUUCCUUGCCCUCUUCCUCGACCCCCUCUAUUUCUAUUUCCCCAUCAUCGGCAAAGAGAGUUGCAUGAAAAUCGACUUGGUCCUCGGCGUCUUCAUCACUUUCUUCCGCACCCUCAACGAUAUCUUCUUCGUCUUCCACAUUGUUCUCAAAUUCCGUACGGCCUACUUUUCUUCCCACUCUUUUGGCCGCGGUGAUCUCAUCACUGACCCCUACCUCAUCGCCAUUCGCUAUCUCAAGACCGAUUUCUGCUUUGAUUUUCUCGCAUGCCUUCCUCUCCCUCAGAUCGUGAUUUGGUUCUUGAUUCCCGCAUUCAAAGAUACGACAGCAGCUCAUGCGAAUCAUACCCUUUCUCUCAUGGUUCUUCUCCAGUAUAUUCCUCGAUUCUUCCAGAUCUUCCCUCUUCAACGCCGGAUCAUAAAAACCAGCGGCCUUAUAGCCAAGACGGCUUUGGCAGGGUCUUUAUACAAUCUUGGUUUUUACGUGUUGGCGAGCCAUGUUUUAGGGGCUGCAUAUUAUUUGUUAGCGAUUCAGCGCCAGUCUCAAUGCUGGAGAGAAAUUUGUGCGAAGGAAGCCAACGCAACGCACUCUCCAUCUUGCUCGCCUCAAUUUCUUGAUUGCGACUCACUGAACGAUCCCGCACGUGAUGCUUGGUACCAACAAACUUACCUUACUGUCGUCUGUGAUGCUAAGAAUGAAGGCAGCCAUUUUGAGUUUGGAAUUUACGCCGACGCUUUUACUGAUGAAGUUGCUACAUCUAGGUUCAUCGAAAGAUACUUUUAUUGCCUCUGGUGGGGCUUGAAGAGUCUAUGUGCAUAUGGACAAAAUCUUAAUACAAGCGUCUUCGUUUCUGAAUCUUUAUUUGCGAGUUUCAUCUGCAUUGCAGGUCUAAUUCUCUUUGCACUUCUCAUUGGUAACAUGCAGAACUAUUGGCAAUCUACUACUGCAAGACUUGAAGAAUGGAGAAUUAAACAAAGAGAUACGGAAGAGUGGAUGAGGCAUCGUCAACUUCCGCCAGAACUGCAAGAACGUGUACGUCGGUUUGUCCAAUACAAAUGGCUGGCCACUAGAGGUGUAGAUGAAGAAACUAUUUUGCGUUCUUUACCUUUGGAUCUUCGUCGUCAGAUUCAGAGACAUAUUUGUCUUGCUCUUGUUCGUCGGGUUCCAUUUUUUGGUCAAAUGGAUGAUCAGCUGCUGGAUGCCAUAUGUGAACGCCUUGUGUCCUCCCUGAACACAAAAGACACGUACUUAGUCAGGGAAGGAGACCCAGUGAAAGAGAUGAUCUUUAUCAUUAGAGGACAAGUGGAGAGCUCCACCACUGAUGGUGGGAGAUCUGGAUUCUUCAACUCUAUAACCCUAAGACCAGGUGACUUUUGUGGCGAAGAACUGCUGACGUGGGCUUUGGCGCCCGCUUCUAGCAGCCUUCCAUCCUCCACUCGAACCGUAAAGACCCUCACUGAAUUGGAAGCAUUUGCACUCAGAGCUGAAGACAUCAGAUUCUUUGGCAUCCAAUUUAAGAGGCUUCAUAGCAAGAGGAUUCAGCAUGCUUUCAGGUAUUACUCUCACCAAUGGAGGGCUUGGGGGGCUUGUUUUAUACAAGCUGCAUGGAGACGCUAUGUGAAGAAGAAGUUGGCGAUGGAGCUUUUGGAGAAAGAGAAUCUGUUAGAAUUAAUAGAGUUGGACGAUGGUGAAGAAUUUGCUCCUGGGGUAGGGAGCUCAGCAGGGAAGGCUGCUGCUGCUACUGGUGGAAGCCUUGCGACUACACUUUGGGCUUCCAAGUUUGCUAAAAACACCAGAAAAGGGGCGCAUCAUCAGAAAGUGACAAUCCCUGAUGAAAGCAGCCUGAAGAUGCCGAAGCUGUUUAAGCCUUCAGACCCUGACUUCUCAGCAGACCACGAAGAUUAGUUUGGUAUAAGGUCUGAUCACUCUCAUUAACACUUUUGUAUCCAAGUUAAAUAUACCUGUAGAAGCGAAGCCCUUUUCUCUUUGUAGUUUAUCCAAGUCGCAGUACAUAUGUGAAGAAUGGGGUAAAUUCCUUUGAAGAUUGUAUUUACUAUUUAGCCAAUUGGCAUAUCAAACUGAGAACCUGUGAAUUUCAGAUCGAACCCCAUAAAACA